Paramecium tetraurelia is the source of this 465-nucleotide messenger RNA. RefSeq lists its product as uncharacterized. NCBI's taxonomy places the organism in Eukaryota, Ciliophora, Oligohymenophorea, Peniculida, Parameciidae. The record is from RefSeq and is a predicted model, not a curated record. The transcript has a single exon.
AUGCGAAGCUCUUUUACUAGUGCCCAUUCAAAAGGCUUGAUUUCAAAAAAGGUUUCAGCUCCAACUUCAGAAAUUACCGCGGAAUUCCUGAAAAGAUAGAAAGAAUAUGAAUCUAUAAAUAAAUAUUCUCAAUAGGAGGAAAGCAAUGACAAUAUGAAAGCUUCUCUACACAAAUCUAAUUAUCAUGUCCUCAAAGAUGCUGUCAAUGACGCUAAAUAAAAAUUCUUUGAAUCCACUCCUCAGCGUAAAAACUUUAUGAAUUCCACCAUUCCAAGUUAUCAACAACAGUAUAAUUCAAUCCAAUAUAUUGCAAACUAAUUCAGAACUUAAAAAAAAUCGAAUUGUUUCACACAAAAUGAAAAGAAAUAACAAUAAAAGCAGUGGAACCUUAGAUUAAUUUUACUUAUAGUUAUACCAUUAAUUUGCCUCAUCCGAGUAUUUUUUGCAUUAUUUGUUUUUGAAUGA